This is a messenger RNA of Vespa mandarinia (Asian giant hornet), 1355 nucleotides long. It is a transcript of the gene Stoml2, whose product is annotated as stomatin like 2. NCBI's taxonomy places the organism in Eukaryota, Metazoa, Arthropoda, Insecta, Hymenoptera, Vespidae. Gene Ontology annotation, biological process: mitochondrion organization. Gene Ontology annotation, cellular component: membrane; mitochondrion. The record is from RefSeq and is a predicted model, not a curated record.
CUAUCUUUUUAAACACAACAGUUACAUUUGUAGACAAUCUUCUAAAGAUUUGAUCCGAGUGACGAAAAGUUCUAUGAAAAUUUGUAAUAACUUUCAUAACAUUGGAAUUGUGUUUGUUGAUAAUAGAACCUGUUGUAUUUAUAAAAGUAAACAAAUACAAAAUGAAUAUUACUAAAAUGUUAUUAAUAAGGAACUUUAAUAAUUUUACAAAACGAACUAUUUUGAAUCGUGAAAGUGGCCUUCGUAGUACUUUAUAUGCGGCAGAAUGUGUCAGGCAUGCAUCUGCUGUUACACCAUUGAAUACUAUUAUAAUGUUUGUGCCGCAACAAGAGGCAUGGAUCGUAGAAAGAAUGGGAAAAUUUCAUAAAGUAUUAGAACCCGGCUUUAACUUACUUUUUCCAAUAAUAGAUCGAGUUAAAUACGUACAAAGUUUGAAAGAAAUUUGCAUACAGGUACCUAACCAAAGUGCAAUUACAUUCGAUAAUGUAACACUCGAUAUCGAUGGGGUAUUAUAUUUAAAAAUAAAUGAUCCUUAUUUGGCUUCUUAUGGCGUUGAGGAUGCUGAAUUUGCCAUAAUGCAAUUAGCACAAACUACAAUGAGAUCAGAAUUGGGAAAAAUAUCUUUGGAUAAAGUAUUUAGAGAAAGAGAAGGUCUUAAUGUUUCUAUUGUAGAAAGUAUUAAUAAAGCCAGCGAAGCAUGGGGUAUAUUGUGUCUUCGUUAUGAAAUACUUGAUAUAAAGUUACCAAAUAGAGUGCAAGAAGCUAUGCAAAUGCAAGUAGAAGCUGAACGCAAAAAACGAGCUGCUAUCUUGGAAUCCGAAGGUGCAAGAGAAGCUGAAGUAAAUAUAGCAGAAGGCAAACGGCUGGCUAGGAUUUUAAGUUCCGAGGCUGCAAGACAAGAACAAAUAAAUAAAGCAACUGGUGAAGCUACCGCAUUAAUAUCUGUAGCAGAAGCACGUGCAAAGGGUUUACAAUUGGUAGCCAAUUCGCUUUCUCUUAAAGAUGCAAAAAAUGCAGCUGCUUUAACUAUUGCUGAACAGUAUGUAAAUGCAUUUAAUAAAUUAGCAAAAGUUAAUAAUACUAUAAUAUUGCCAAGUAAUGUGGGAGAUGCUACAUCAAUGAUAACACAGGCAUUAUCUAUUUACAAGCAUGUUAUGCCUCAAUCUGAAUUAAAAGAUCAAAAAGAAACAGAUAAUCAAUUCCAAGAAGCUGUUCCAGUUGGUAUUGAUUCCACAGAUGAUACCUAUGAAUAUUUUAGUGAUAAAGAAGAAGCGGAACAGCAUAGAAGAAAUAAAAAAAAACCGAAAGCAUUGUAAUAUAUAAAUCUUGAGAAUAUUAAAAAUAAAUAUUGAAUA